GCCUCUGCCUUCACCUCAUAGGUUCUUGCAACCUUCCACUGAACAACCAUGAAGUUCCUUGGCAUCACACUGGCCUUGGUAUUCUUUGCAGGAUCCCGAGCUUUUGUCCUCCGAGAUGAGCCAUAUCCCCACCUGGCCCAGCUAAACCAGGAGCUCCAGGAAUACCUGAGAAACAUCAGCAGGGUUGUGGAUGAAAAAGUCGAGUUGAUCAGAAAGUCGGAGCUGGGACAGUCAGUGAUAGAUAAGCUUCAUAAUGGCGUUUAUAAAGUCAGCAAGCGCUUGAGUAGCCUGAAGGCCAAGUUACCUGCUGAGAUCACACAAAGCUAUGACUUGGUCAUUGGGGUGCCGUUAGGCGUGGUGGAGAAAAGUCUCAACACCAUGCGUGACUUGUACAGAAAGAUGACGCCUGCCACAGAUGAGCUUGCUGAGUCGCUGUACUCCGCAGUGGCGCCCUAUGCAAAUUCGAUCCUACAGAGGGUGGGUCCGUACGCAAAGUCACUGCACAGUUCCCUCGUCGCCAAAGCCGAGGAGCUGAACCCCAAGCUGAACGAGAAACUGAAGCAGCAACUGGAAGAGCUGAAAAUUCAGCUAGCCCCUUACACCAAGAUGCUUCAGAGCAAGUUGCAAGACUUUCAGGUGUCCCUAGAGUCCUUCAUCAACCAAGCCCAGGAGAAGUUCAAUGAAGGAGCAGACAGAGUCAACCAGACGUUGCAGCCCUACAUUACCCGGAUCCUUGGGGCACUCCAAGAAUACACCAAGGACUUUAAGAAGUGGGUGGACACCCCAGUCUUUCCCCCAACUCAGUGAUUAUUAUUAUUUGCACACAAUGGAGGAUGGAACCUUGGCCAACCCCUAAACAGGAAGAAAAUAUGGUGACUGAUAUCUGUAACCUCCUUCUUCUCCAGAUCUCGCAGUAAACCAGAUGUCCCUAUUGAUGCCUACUCAAUGGUCUGGAUAGGUGGUGCCAAUUCUCAUUACAUUGCGGUAGCUUCUGUUGACUGGUUAAAGAUGUUGUCCACACAACCAAACUUCAAUAGCAUUGGGCACUUCUGUAGUUUCUUUUUUCUGUACAGUGCUGUUCACAUAGUACAUUCAGAAGACCACUUUCAGUUGCCUCGUCAUUCUCUCUCUCUCUACUCCCUCUCUCUCUCUUUCUCUCUCUCUUUACGCUCUGAACACACUAGUCGCCAGAGUAAAGCAUUUCCAUGAGCCAGUCAUGGAGGGGGAGCAGGAUGAUCUGGCAAUCACUUGUGUAAUCUCUCUGAAGCUGAUAAAAAAAAAACCACGCACUCAAGUUGCUCCCACCAGGUUGAACGUAAAAAAGGGCAUUGUCUGCCCCCAUUUUUAGAAGAGAGAGGUGGAGACACCCUGGAAUAGUGAGUGUGUAUCUACCCAUAGAUAUAGAUAUACACACACUUUAUUGACUUAGAACAAUUUCUCCUUGUCUCUGGCCAUUGGCCAUGCUUGCUGGGGCUGAUGGGGGUUCCUCAUCUGUGAUGCAGGGACAGCCUUUCUAUGUGGCUGAGUUAAUUGGUUGAUGCCUGUGAGAACAGGAUGCUGGGCCCUUGGCCAGAUCCAGCAAGGCUCUCCUUAGGUUCUUAUGCCUCUUUCAGGCGUCUCUUCAACAUUAUCGGAACAGCUGUCCAGGGUGGCAAAGUGCAGAAGGGCUGGAGCACAAUCCAUUAGAGUUUCCCAUCCGUUGCAAAGAACUCCUGAUGGGCAGUGCCUUCUUUGAGUUAGUAGAGGAGUGUUUGGGUCUUCUGCCUCUGGGCCACCAAAAUGUCUUCAGCCAGCCCUAUCAGGUUCGCCAUCCCGGUCUUAGCUUAACUGUCUCAGUGACAAAUAUUACCUUCCUAAAUCAAGGUUGCUUCCACAGUACCAGUUUUCUCUGGAAAUGCACUCAUUCAUUUAUUCACUUUUUAUGGAGAAUCCAAAUGAUAUUGUUGCCAGACCUGAGUUAUGGUGAUUUCAAAACCCGGUCGCAGUCACAGGCUUCACCAGUAUGAUGAGAUCAGAAGUACUGAAUUUCUAUUUAAAUUAUAGGAAAUAUUUCUGAAUUUGCAUCUAUACCUCUAAAUUAACAUACGCAAAUCUGUGUCAUCUUUUCUGAGAUGCAUUUCCUUGAUUUUGGUGAUGCAUAAGCACCCUUCCCCUGAUGAACUAAGACUACCUUGGAACAAAAUAAGUAAAAGACUCAUCUGCUUUGUAUUUUCAUAACUUUUGCCCAUAUUCUGAACUUUUCCUUCUUGCAUGGAGACUUUUAAUGUCAUAUAAAUCCUGAGUUUCUUAAAUAAAUUUACCUUUUAACUA
Rhineura floridana is the source of this 2310-nucleotide messenger RNA. RefSeq names its product apolipoprotein A-I-like. The record is from RefSeq and is a predicted model, not a curated record. Lineage: Eukaryota; Metazoa; Chordata; Lepidosauria; Squamata; Rhineuridae. The coding region runs from base 49 to 807 and encodes 252 amino acids. The transcript has 3 exons.